This is a messenger RNA of Ruditapes philippinarum (Manila clam), 2452 nucleotides long. RefSeq names its product kyphoscoliosis peptidase-like. Bases 88 to 1803 code for a protein of 571 amino acids. The record is from RefSeq and is a predicted model, not a curated record. The transcript has 7 exons. Lineage: Eukaryota; Metazoa; Mollusca; Bivalvia; Venerida; Veneridae.
AAUAUCAUGUAUCAUAAAAUCUGGAUACGUUAAAUACCGUGAUAACACAAACAAUUGCCAGGUAUACCAGUGUCUUCUUUGCAAAGAAUGGAGAGGAUACAUACAUAUGACGAAGAUAAAGUAGUUUUUCAUAACUACGAUGCUUAUGUUUCCAAGGUUCAAAGUUGCCAUAUGACGUCAGUUGCCUCACUUAUUGAGUACUUUAAAGAACCGAUUAUCGAAGACGAGAAUCGUGAAAUAUUCCUUGCGCGUGCAUUCUUCAUGUGGUUGGCGAACAUGGAAACCAAUCUUGUGCACGGACUACCUGAUGACAUCAAUAGCAUUCUUCAAAAAAAUACAGUGCAUGCGUUUGCUGCGCUGUGCGAGUCAGCCAAUAUUCAGCACCAAGUGGUGGAGGGUAUUUCAAAAGGCUUAGGUUAUUUACCAGGCCAUGAUGAAAGCAACAAAGGUAUAAUAAAUUUUUGUUGGAACACAUUCAAGUCAAACGACCGCUGGCACAUUGUUGAUGUUGAUAGAGGUAUCUUUUCAAGAACAGGAUAUUCAAGAGGAGGUGAAAUACUUUUAGAAAGUGAAGGGCAAACACUUCUCAAGGAGACAGAAGAAUCAGUAGGAAAUUGUGUCAUUGAUAUAAACGACUUUUGGUUUUGUCUAAACCCGAGUAUAUAUAUCUUCUAUUCAUUCCCAGAUGAUCCCGAAUGGCAGCUUCUUCCAAUCGCCAAACGCAUAAGCAAAGCAGAAUUCUUUUCAUCACCGCUCUUUCAAGAUUCCUUUUUCAUUGCGAAACUUCAUAUGCUAAGUGAACACACUGGACUUUUGUAUUCCAAAAAUGGUAAAUGUACCAUUUCUUUUGGAGCAAAUAAAGUUGAUACAAGAUACAUGUCUAUGACGUACGGUCUUUCUUUAAAGAAAGAUACAGUUAAUUUGAAUGAGAUCGAUGCACGAGAUUUACCUCUGUUGGUUCUUUAUGCCCCAAGCAUUGACACAUUCACCUUUAAUAUACGAUUUCCUGUGGCAGCAGAAUAUAUCUUUGAAAUAUAUGUGUCAGCUCCGGAUAUAAAAUAUAGUGGUUGUUAUUUGUUUGCGACAUUCAAAAUUAUCUGUUCGCAACCAGAUCCAAAUUGCAAAAAACUUCCUUUGCACACAGGCUCUACUGGAUAUGGGUUCGGAUAUACAGCCAUUGACUUUGGUCUUAAAAACCCGUCUACAUCUUUGCCAAACGUCCAUGUUGAAUGUGGCCAAAAAGAUGAAGUAGAUAUGACCGAACUAACAUUUCAGAUAGACAGCGAUAAGAUUAAUGAAGCCGAAUUUUUAUCUGACAUAGUUGGAGAGGAACACAAUGAAAACGUUGUUACAAAUACACGUGUAGACGAGAUUCAUGGUAAACUUCAUGUGUCAGCUGGAAUGAAGAAACAAGGAGAAUAUGCUUUGUCAAUAAUUGCCAGAGAUAAACGAACAGAUAAAUACUUUGCAAGAAUUGUGAACUAUCUUCUUACAACAAAUUCUACAGAAGAAGAUGAGGAAAUGAAGUUGCAAUUGAAGAAAAGAAAGAAAGAAUUGACACUACAAUCUAAACUGCAAAAACGUCAUGAAAAGAAAGAUUCUCUGACAGCAAAGAUAAAGGACAUAGAACUUGAGAUAGAUAACCUUAAGAACUCAUCUGAUGAAAUAACGGACGAUGUGACAGUCAAAGAAGACAUGAAAAAAAUCAAAUCACCAGCAACAAUGGCGAGUGCAACAGAAGGUGCCAGUAGAAAUUCUUUAAAAGCAGAUGUUUCACAAUCCAAAUCAUGUGUUGUUCUGUAAACGCCUCCUGUAUACAGCUCCUGUAUACAGGGGAAAAGACUUGUUUCUGAGGAGCCAACUUACUUGAUAUUCCUGCAGUGUCAGAAUGAUGCAUUCUAGACCGAUUACUCAGACUUCAUUCUAAAACAAAAUGAGCUGCGCCAUGACAAAACCAACAAAGUUUGUUCGCAAACGCACUAUGUUGGUUUGUCAUAGCGCGACUCAAAUAUUGACAUUAAUUUAUGGUUUAAUUCACAACCAUUUAAGUCUGGAACAUAUACAUGUGAUCACUAGAAGAGUGCUGUGUAUUUCUAAUACUACAACAGUUUCAUGUAGGUGUUUUCAUAUCUAAGCGUUUCAUAAUACAAAACAUUUAAUAGAAGUAGGACACAUCCAAAUGCGAAUGAAUUUAUCAUAAAAAAUUAACGAACACUUCCUUUUUCAGUAAGUCACUAUUACUUAUUCUUUAUAUCUUUACACGCUUUAUCGCAGCACAAUUUCGAUAAUAAUUCCUAUUGAUUUAUCAGAGGGUUUUAUAUAUUCAGUCAAUAUAUUUCUUAAAUUUGUAAUUAAAGAGAAAAGGCUUAAAGUUUGAAGAAAAUGAUGAAACGUAUCAAACUCAAUGGAAUUUUUCUACUUUCUAUAUCAUUUCACAAUAUAAAAUGUAUUA